Neoarius graeffei (lesser salmon catfish) is the source of this 4990-nucleotide messenger RNA. RefSeq lists its product as uncharacterized. The coding region runs from base 1597 to 3066 and encodes 489 amino acids. Gene Ontology annotation, biological process: fusion of virus membrane with host plasma membrane. The transcript has 2 exons. The record is from RefSeq and is a predicted model, not a curated record. NCBI's taxonomy places the organism in Eukaryota, Metazoa, Chordata, Actinopteri, Siluriformes, Ariidae.
AGGAUAUCUGUUUUUCAAUCUUUUUAAAAGGGAGGUAAAAGGCUUCUUACAUAAAACGAUAUGUAGUAUUCUGUAGCAUGGGGCUUUGUUGCUUACUGUCCACAUUUUAGCAGAAUUCAUGAUGAUUUUUUUUUCUCCAUUUUCCUGGUUUCACCUGAAUGCCACAAUAUCAAGUAUGCAGUACAUCAAUAUGCAUUUAACCAGUGCAAAUCCCUCUUACCCAGUCUGGAGUUCUGAGUGAGACAUAUGAUACCAACAUCUCCCUCGAACAUAAGCAAACAGCUGAAACAAAGAGAUAUUGUAUUGUAAAUAUAAUGGAAAUGUUCAUUGGUGUGACUAUACAAGCUCUUUUAAUUCAAGUUCAACCAAGAGCCUGAAUUUGUUGAUGGAGUAAAUAGCUUGUACACAAAGUUUAAGAGGACCCUGUGAGGGAAAUUUAGUGGAUGAACAUUCCUAUUCUCUGUGUUUCUGUGUGUUGAACUCAAGUGGCCUAGUGUACUGAGAAAGUUGUUUUUCCCAUGUUGUAAUCGCCAUUCUGUGGCCUUGGUGGUGAUGAGCAGGGUGCCUGAGUUCUCCCUAACUACGCAUCUGCCUGCACAUAUCGGAGCAUUCCAGGUGCACACAUUGGCUCAAGAUUUUCUAUGAAGCUUUGCUAAUCACGUACGGAUGCGAGCAGUAAGCACAUAUCUUCAGAGUAUAAUAGAGAACAUUCCUUACAAACAACUCAGAGUGCACUCUCAACAUCACUAGAGGUGGUUUGUUUUUUUCUUUCUUCUGUAGGUAUCAUGCGUCAUCUUGUGUCUGAGAACUACAACUCCCAGCCAACUUCCGCGUUGACUACGUCACGCCUGGGUGGGAUCACGUACAUCAUUCCUCAGGUUUCACAUAAGAGACUUGGAAGACCGCGUUUUCUUUUGUCUCUAAGUCUGAUCCCGAGCGGAAUGGUCCUAAGAAGAGACACUCAUCAUCAGACGUCUAAACAGCGCGUUUCCUUCUUUAAUCUGCUCCUGAUCAAAGUAGAUAUCGGAAACACGCGAUCAUCAACUCAAGCGAGUUAUUAAACCGGUUUGCAAGUAUUACUUUUCUUUUAAAGCAUACGCGACUGCGAGCAGAAGCAGUUUUCUGAAGAGCUCUUCUCUUUUCUUUCUUUUAAAUCCGUGCACGGUGUUGAACAAAGACUUUUCGUCUUAUCAACUACGAAGAUCACCAAAGAAAGCUUCAGAACUUCUCUCUCCCUCACCGAAGACUUCUGACCUCAGGAAGCGCGCGCAACUUCCUCGAGCUUCCAACUUCAGACAGAAGAUGGACUUCCUUUGCAAAUGGACUCCCUCGGAAUCCUGUGCAUCCUCCUCACCCUACAACUGGGUCAGUCAAGUGAGGUGGUGGAGCCUGGCCCCCCAGCUGGCAUCGUCCUGCAGGAGGCUCCUGGGCUCCUUCUUACAAACUGUCGCAUCCACACUCAACGGGUAUACGCCCGGCUAGACCCAUGGGCCAUAUACCAUAAACACUUCAUCACUGAUACCUUCGAGUGACGAUAAUGGACCAAAUGGUGAGAUAUCUAAUGUAGUUGUACACGCUAAAUGCACCACUACUCACAUGCUAGAACAGUUACAAAAAUUCAUAGUCACCGAGGAAGAACUGAGUGGUAAAACACGUCAGAAAAGGUUCCUCGGGGGUUUAAUUAUCGGUGCAUCUGCCAUUGGAUCCUUGUUUUCUAUUGGUCUCUCUGCAGCCAACACAGUCAGUUUGAAUACGCUGAAAAAAGAAGUUAGCAUUCUGCAAAAGGAAAUGCCAGAGAUCCGAGAGAAACUGCUUAUCCAACAAGACAAGCUGCAGGGCUUAGGCAAAUCCCUGCAGGGAACUAUACUAACUGUUAACAUGCAUACUGAUCUAAUCUAUAACAUUAUGCAGACUGUAGACAAAUUGGCUGAAAGAAUCAAGAACGAGAUCAAAUAUGUCAGAGAAAUAAGGGAUUUAAUGCAAGACCUGCUUAGAGAAGUAGGUGACUCAAUCAGUUCCCUGAGUAGUGGCAAGGUCCCAUCGUAUCUCACACCCCUUAGCUUGGUGGAGAAUAUACUCCAAUCCACUACUACUACUAGAGACGUGCAUUCCUCGCAAAUACACCUGGCAUAUAGUCUCGGUAGUGCUAUCCCCAUUUUUGUGAGUCCACAAGAUUUCGAGAUAGGUUUCAUACUAAAUCUACCCAUCAUUGAGAGAAACAACAUAUAUAGACUCAAGUCUGUCCUCAACGUAAGUUUCUGGAAGGACAAUGUCCGUAUAUACAUACAAACACCACCCAUGGUAGCAUACCAUGACGACAACCCCUCUGUCUACUUUAUUCCCAACCUAGAAAUGUGCACCUCCACUAAAGACAUCCACUGGGUCUGCCCAAGCAACCCAUUUAUUAGAGACACUACGGAUCACCUGUGCGGUCUGAGGGCGAAAGCGCCCGAACAAAAGUGUGUAGGUCAAAUAUCCGCAAAGGACGAGGAUAUGGAAACUAGAGUAGAAAGAGCUGGUAGUCGGUGGGUUGUUAACACUCCAAAAACUGAAAUCUUGAUGUCAUACAACCAGCACCACACAGCCACAAGAAUGAAAAUCCCAAACCAAACGGUGUUCCUUAGUGUACCACAGGGAGCCACCAUUCACAUAGGUGACAUCACCCUACGCCAUCUUAGUACUGACAGGUACGAUUCAGAGAUUGAGAUGAUAGACGCCUUCGAAGGUUAUGAUCUUGAGAUCAGUAACACCCUCCAACAGCAAUUGCUGGUUGAAGGGACCAAAACGGUGAAAUUUAGUGUAGAUCAGAAUGGAAUUUCAACCAUAGUCUCCCAAAACCGGGUCAGAGGGUCACUUGACCUCGAAUCUGCCCUAAGUCUGAUUGUUUUGGGACUUCUUCUCUGUGGCUGGGUCUUUUCUGCUGGUAUCGCAUACAUGCUACACAAACGAAUAGCAACGCUAUACGCCAAGCUGGAUAAAGGGGUCUGCGUUCCUGACAGCUUCGGCCAUAGUAGCACACGCUUUCUGGCCAAACCAUCUGUUGCCGUUACCGUGCCAGAAGAUUAGGUUAACACCCUAACCACUAACACUUCUUUUCUCUACUCCACUUCCUCUCUUUUCUUGUUUUAUUAUUUUCUUUGAGCACUGAAAUGAAGUGUAUAUAUAUGUAGCCUGCACUGAAAUGGUGUGUGUGUGUAUGUAUGUAUGUGUGUAUGUGUAUAUAUAUUAUAUAUAUAUAUAUAUAUAUAUAUAUAUAUAUAUAUAUAUAUAUAAUGUGUGUAGUCUUCACUGGAAAAAUAUGUAACGUUCACUGUUUGAACUUUGAGGUAACCCUAAUCUAGUUAGAUAGUGAUUAUCUGCCCAAGUGCCUAUGGUGAUUGUAUGCUCAAAUGCCUCUACCUCCAACUGUCUCACUGGAACUCACAAGUUUACACAGUCUUCACAGGACACCAUGAACUGUAUGGAACAAGUCUACCUCAAGGACUAUGGACACGGCGAUGGUACGGUGCUCUCAGUGCUACGACUCCGUCAUACCCCUGAGACCAAAAGGGGGAAUGUAGGUAUCAUGCGCCAUCUUGUGUCUGAGAACUACAACUCCCAGCCAACUUCCGCGUUGACUACGUCACGCCUGGGCGGGAUCACGUACAUCAUUCCUCAGGUUUCACAUAAGAGACUUGGAAGACCGCGUUUUCCUUUGUCUCUAAGUCUGAUCCCGAGUGGAACGGACCUAAGAAGAGACACUCAUCAUCAGACGUCUAAACAGCGUGUUUCCUUCUUUAAUCUGCUCCUGAUCAAAGUAGAUAUCGGAAACACGCGAUCAUCAACUCAAGCGAGUUAUUAAACCAGUUUGCAAGUAUUACUUUUCUUUUAAAGCGUACGCGACUGCGAGCAGAAGCAGUUUUCUGAAGAGCUCUUCUCUUUUCUUUCUUUUAAAUCUGUGCACGGUGUUGAACAAAGACUUUUCGUCUUAUCAACUACGAAGAUCACCAAAGAAAGCUUCAGAACUUCUCUCUCCCUUACCGAAGACUUCCGACCUCAGGAAGCGCGUGCAACUUCCUCGAGCUUCCAACUUCAGACAGAAGACGAACUUCCUUUGCAGUAAGAAGGCAUUGGGCAGAAGUUUAAGUCUUAGGAAUUAGUUAUUCACUUAAUGUGAAGUUAUAUGAAGUUAAAUGAAGUGUAUACACUGAAUUUUGGUUCUCUAUCAUUUUGUUUGUUGAUUUUAAAAUUGGUUAAUCCAUAAGUUUUGCAUGUUCUCUCUCCUUUUAAGAUUUUAAUUUCACUACUCACCCAUAUUUUGACCUCAUUAAGAUUUCAGCAAAUUAAAUAAUACUAAAACUAGGGGGUUUAGCUGUUUGAAAAGUCUUUGUCUCCAAGGAGGGCUUUCACCACGUGUUCGCAGGCCCUGACCGCAUGCUUAAGCUAGCAAGGCAGAGCUAACUCUUUUGUUCUAGAAAGGAAACACGUGGCAAACACCUCCUCCUCCCCUUUUUUCCAAGAGGUCCUGUAUCUCAUCUUUGAAUAAGAUCCUAAGUCCUGAUUUUAAUUCAACCUUGAUAGCAAUUCUCCUGUCUCCAUUUAAAGCCAUAUAGACUACAGAUGACUGUUUGAAUGUAUUUUAAUCAUUAAUUUCUGGUUUUUGACACAUAGUUUAUUAGGCCAAAACACAUGUUAGCUUUCUCUUUGUCUGUUAGCCACAAAGCUAAUCACGUGGCGACCCCCAUAUUAGGCCAAAGCACAUGUUAGCUAGCCUUUUGUCUAGUGUAGCCACAUAGCUAAUCACUCGGCCACACACACACCAAGAUUGCAGAUAACAUGCCCUGGCAUGGACCAAAUUCCUUGAACUUAACCCCUCUUCCUACACACACUACACAGAGACAUACUCUGUUAUAAAGGUUUCAUUCUGUUGCCAUUCAAUUAUUAAAUUUUCAUUUUUCCUUUUUAUUAAUUUCCUUUUAUCUUUUUAUAAUAAACUCCAUUAUUAUUGAAA